UUAACUAUCACAACACAAGUGAAAUAGUGUUCGAGGCAGGGUUACAAGUGGAUUUUAAAAUACAAUUAGCUGAAAAGAAGAUGUAAGGACAGAAAAGCUUGAUGUUUCAGAACCAUAUUCAAUAUGCAUCUGUAGUCUGGACUUUGAGCGACUGGGUCAACAAUGGUCCGUUACCUCAGCAUCAAUUUAAGGUCUAUGGACAGGAGUUUGAGAUCAUACUGUAAAAUGAGAUACCUUAUAGUUCUCUUCAGAAGGUCCCCACAUUCAGGCCAUGAAGCACUCCACCUCCGUAGAUAUUCAUUAUUAUCACCUCAUCUUUCCAGAUUUGAACAAAGAGCUAUUUUUACACAUUUUAAUCUGUGUAAAGGAAUCGUUCUUAGGGUUUUUUCCAAAGAAAUAAGUCAUCUGCAGAUUGUGCGAUGCUAUUCGUCCUCAGACAGGCAUGCUUUCAAAGCUCACGCUCCUAUUGGGGUCAUUGAGGACACACAGAACAGUGUUAAGUUAGCCUCUCUGGGAGGACCCCUGGGUCAAUCUUUUUAUCGGUUGUCCAGACAUAUUAACUUUUAUUUCAAGAACAAGGAUACUGUGCCCAUAGCUGAAAAUGGCGGUGAUGCUGUCACAACUCCGACAUAUCUUGGUGUGAGACAAAAGCGUUUUCAAAGUCAGCAGGCAGCUGGAAACAUUACAUCCAAAGGCAAAGACAGAACAGAACCCUUGAAGGAAAGGAAGGAGAUCUUGGAUCUUGAGGUCCAGAAUAAAUCUGGACUGCAACUUUUUCACAUCAGUUCUUUGGCGACAAGAUUUGGCGAGAGCUACAAUUACGUCGCCAGUCAUAUUAACUCCGUCUUCUCUCAGGGUUUUUCCAAAGUGAAAGUUGCAGAGAAAGAUGAAAUCAUGUCUUCAACCACAGGGUCCAACAGAAGACAGAAAAGGAGAAACAUACAUAGUAAUCGCAUCAUAACUUUCAGAGAGAGUGGAAUAAAAUCAAGUAUGGAGCAGGCAACAGUGGAACCUAACCAUGGCAACAGCUGGGAGGAUAGCUACCGUCACUUUGCAAGACACAUCAACAGUUACUUUGGUGCAAAAGUUGCUGAUGAUGCUAGCCAUCAGAAUCCAACUGAAGCAACUCUACAGUCUAAAUCACAGAAAGACAUUAAUGAACACCUCAACAACCCUGAAACUGACUUUUUCCACAACACCCAUAACUCAACCAAUUUUGGGGAGAAUCAUUUCCAGAUGUCAAGUCAUAUUAAUCAGUAUUUCAAGGUGUCCAGCAGGUUGGAGGACACAGGCACAAAUCUCCAAAAUGCGACAAACUCGCUCAAUGCAGACAGAAAGAAGACUUUCCCCUUCAUGGACUACUUCCGUCUCCCCACAAAAGCCAUACCUGACCUGCUGGGGGCUUACCUGAAUCAGGACCGUCUGUCCAUGACCAGAAAGCCUGCCAUGACAUCGCCAGGAGCCGGGUUGAAUAAAAAGCUUGUUGUAAGCCAGAAGCAGGCAGAAGAACUAGUACAUGGGUUGAUCCAAGGCCUGAGGCAGGCUUCCUCUGUAGAGGCCCUGACGACCUUUGUGGAGGCGCUGAAUGACCACCUGAUCCGUUACCCAUCAUGCAAAGCUUUAAUGUGGCAGGAAAAAACAGCUGUUACAUUACUGAGACAGCGGCGGGUCUAUGGAAACAACCAGGUUCUUCAGAGUGCCAUAAGAGAAGCUUUGGCUCUUAUUGGCUAUGUUGACCCGGUCAAAGGGCGUGGCAUCAGAGUGCUUUCUAUUGAUGGUGGUGGUACAAGAGGUGUGGUGCCUCUGCAGGUAUUAAAAUUACUGGAAGCAGAGACAGGAAAGAAGGUCCAUCAGCUGUUUGACUACAUUUGUGGGGUCAGCACAGGUGCUGUGUUGGCCUUCAUGCUUGGCCUGGCCCAUUUUUCCCUGGAGGAGUGCGCUGACAUGUAUCGCCGCUUUGGCUCUGAAGUAUUCCGUCAGAACCGUUUGGUUGGCACGGUGAAAAUGGGCUGGAAUCACUCUUACUAUAACACAGAGACUUGGGAAACCAUACUAAGAGAGAAGCUUGGUGAUAGAGUGCUCAUCAAAACAGCCAGUGAUGAGUUGAGCCCCAAGGUUUCAGCUGUCAGCGCAGUGGUCAACUGGGGCAACAGUCCAAAGGCCUUCGUCUUCUGCAAUUACAACCAUAAACCAGGAUCUCUGAGCCGCUAUCCAGGAGGUUCUGGCUACCCCAUGUGGCAGGCAGUGCGAGCGUCUUCAGCCGCUCCGGGAUACUUUCAGGAAUUCCCCUUGCAAAGUGAUAUCCACCAGGAUGGAGGUAUUAUCAUGAACAACCCCUGUGCCUUAGCUGUACAUGAGAGCAGACUAUUGUGGCCCCACCACCCAUUCCAGUGUGUGCUGUCCCUCGGCACCGGUCGCUAUGACAACCCAAAGAGAGGCCCUACAACUUCCACCAGUCUGAGGGCUAAAAUCAGUAACCUGAUUAGCAGUGCAACCGACACUGAAGGCGUCCACACACUUUUAGAUGACCUGCUGGCCCGCGAUGUCUAUUUCCGCUUCAACCCCAUGCUGAGUGCUGAGGUGACCCUAGACGAGAGCCGGCCGGAGGCCCUGGACCAGCUGGAGAGAGACACCCAGGUCUACCUAGAGAGAAACCGGCUAAAACUGGCUCGGCUCUGUUUGGUGCUCGGGGCAGAGCGAUCGGCUGUUGGCAGAACCAAGGACUGGAUCAGUGAGAGGACCUGGGUGAUGAAGCAGAGAUGGAUGUAAGGUUGUGUUCACCCUUGUCAAGUUUGGUUCAGUCAAAAUUGCUCUGCUGGUACAGAUUAUUUAGUCAAAUGUGAACCUUGGGGUGAACAAACAAGCAGACUAAAAUUGUUUGAGAGAUGCAUCUCAGUCCGGUUCAUUUGGGAAUGGUGGUAUA
Messenger RNA from Entelurus aequoreus (snake pipefish), 2923 nucleotides. Its product is annotated as calcium-independent phospholipase A2-gamma-like. The record is from RefSeq and is a predicted model, not a curated record. Gene Ontology annotation, cellular component: membrane. The transcript has 9 exons. Bases 163 to 2769 code for a protein of 868 amino acids. Gene Ontology annotation, biological process: arachidonate metabolic process. NCBI's taxonomy places the organism in Eukaryota, Metazoa, Chordata, Actinopteri, Syngnathiformes, Syngnathidae.